This is a messenger RNA of Thamnophis elegans (Western terrestrial garter snake), 3551 nucleotides long. RefSeq names its product zinc finger protein 678-like. Gene Ontology annotation, biological process: regulation of transcription by RNA polymerase II. The transcript has 7 exons. The record is from RefSeq and is a predicted model, not a curated record. NCBI's taxonomy places the organism in Eukaryota, Metazoa, Chordata, Lepidosauria, Squamata, Natricidae. Gene Ontology annotation, molecular function: DNA-binding transcription factor activity, RNA polymerase II-specific; RNA polymerase II cis-regulatory region sequence-specific DNA binding. Bases 488 to 2770 code for a protein of 760 amino acids.
GAAGCGGCUCUCUCUGCUUUUAACUCUAGCCAGCGGAGAGCAAAGAAGCUGGUGUGUGUGUGUGUGUGUGUGUGUGCAAAUCCUCGUGGGAACGGAGAUCUCCCCGCCGGACUACAGCUGAGCGGCUUAAUAAAGCAGGAGACGCGCUCGCAGAGAGCGAUUUGAGCGGGAGCUGAGCCCAAAUUCUCCCCAAGAUCUUUCCCCGAGAUCCAGAAUCCUGCCGGGCGGGAUUGCAAAUUUGAAUACGGGUGUUACCCGGCCGAUCGCGGGUUCUGCUUCUUCCCUGCUCGCUCCAGGUUGGGUGCUAAAAGCAUCAUCUGAAAUUCUGGAUAUCCAAGGAUCAAAAUCUCACAACCUCCUCAAGAUGUCUAAAGGGAGUUUUUCUUGCUGUCCCCAAAACAAGGUUACUUUGGAGCUCUAGGGAUGCACCUGGGUUUUUGUUUUUUGAUAUACAUCUCUGCACAUAGAAAAAGUAACCUCACCCAACAUGAUAGGGGGAGGAGACAAAAGAGGCCCUAGAGUCAGUCUGAUUGGGACUGCUGAAACAUGCAUAGAAAAAAAGUUCCUGAAAGGAGAAACCACCAAUUGGAUUAUACAAAAUCCCUCCUUCAAGGGAUUCUCCUACCAGGACUCUAAGGGACCCCGAGAGCUUUGCAGCCAACUCUACCAAAUUCAUCGUGAAUGGCUGAGACCGGAAAAAAACACAAAAGCUCAGAUGUUGGACCUGGUGAUCCUGGAGCAGUUCCUGGCCAUACUACCCCCAGAGAUGGAGACUUGGGUCCGGGAAUGUGGAGCAGAGACCAGUUCCCAAGCUGUAGCCCUUGCAGAGGGCUUUCUCUUGAGCAGGGCAAAUGACCACAAGCAGGGAGAGCAGCAGGUUCAGAAGCCCUUCCUGUUGGCCGCAGAAGACACUGAAGCAUGGAGGGAUCUGCUUUAUUCCUCUCAGGAACUGAGCAUUCAGGAAGUGUCCCAGGAGGGUCCAUCUGAGAACUUAGCAGUCUCCAAGAAUAAAACAUUGAUAACUCUUGUGGGACCAUCUCUCUUUUGUGGUGUAGAAGCAGCGGUUGUGCUUCCAACUCGGAAUUCCUUGUCUUUCGAUGAUGUAGCUGUUUUCUUCUCAUUGGAGGAGUGGGAUCUGCUAGACUUCAACCAAAAAAUCCUGUACAACGAAGUUAUGUCGGAAAAUGCCAGGAACAUGGCCUCCACAGGAGUUGGGUGGCCAGAGAGUGCAAAUUAUAAACAGACAUCUGCAGAGCAUGCACAAACAGUCAGAAACAACCUUGGAGAAGAGAUGUUUGAAAAUCCGCGGGGACCAGAAACAUCUGAAUGCAACCAAUUACACAAGAGAAGAGCAAAAUCUUGUACUCCUCAGUGGGCAGAAAUCCAUUUUUAUCUUAGCCAGCAAGGACACAAAAAAGAAAGGAAAUGUCCCACCUGUGGAAAAACAUGUAGAGAAAAUUCAGAUCUCUGCAAAUACUGCAGAACUCACGAUAAAGCAAAACAAUAUAAAUUUGGGGAGUGUGAUCAAAAUUACAAUUGGUCCCUCCUUCCUACCUUACAUCAAAUGACCCAAACUGUAGAAAAAACAUAUCCCUGCACUGAAUGCGGGAAAACCUUCAGCAAGAGCAGUAAUCUUAAUGCCCAUAAAAGGAUCCAUACAGGUGAGAAACUAUAUCAGUGCAUGGAGUGUGGAAAGAUGUUCAGGUGGAGCAGCGGUCUCACUUACCAUAAGAGGAUCCAUUCAGGAGAGAAACCUUAUAAAUGCACGGAGUGCGGAAAGAGCUUCAGUGGCCUGAGUUCCUUUACUUCCCACAGAAGGAUGCAUUCUGGGGAAAAACCUUAUAAAUGCACCGAGUGCGGGAAGUGCUUCAGUGGAUUCAGUUCCUUUACUUCCCACAAAAGGAUGCACUCAAGUGAGAAACCCUAUAAAUGUGCAGAGUGUGGGAAGUGCUUCAGUUGCCUGAGUUCCUUUACGUCCCAUAAAAGGAUCCACUCGGGAGAGAAGCCAUAUAAAUGCAGGGAGUGUGGGAAGAACUUCACCAUAAGCAGUCACCUGAUUUCCCACAAAAGGAUUCACUCAGGCGAGAAACCUUAUCAAUGCACGGAAUGUGGAAAGAGCUUCACUUUAAGCAGCCAUCUUACUUCCCACAAAAGGAUCCAUUCAGGGGAGAAGCCCUACAAAUGUGUUGACUGCGGAAAGAAGUUCAGGUGGAGCUGUCACCUGACUUCCCAUAAGAGGAUGCACUUAGGAGAGAAACCCUAUAAGUGCACGGAGUGUGGAACGAGCUUCAUUGACCUGAGUUCCUUUACUUGCCAUAAAAGGAUCCACUCCGGUGAGAAACCAUAUCAAUGUGCACAGUGUGGGAAAAAUUUCAGGAGUGCCACUAAUCUGAGUGAACACCAAAGGAUCCAUUCGGGUGAAAAGCCAUAUAAAUGCGCAGAAUGUGGGAAAAGCUUUAGGUGGAGCAGUUUCCUUACAUCCCAUAGAAGGAUCCACACGGGGGAGAAACCGUACAAAUGCACAGAGUGUGGAAAGGACUUCCGGAGGAGCUGUUCUCUCACUACUCAUAAAAGAAUUCACACAGGGGAGAAACCAUACCAAUGUACUGAGUGCGGAAAGAGUUUCACUACGAAUAGUAGCCUGACUUCUCAUAAAAGAAUUCACACCGGUGAAAAGCCAUAUACCUGCCUGGAAUGUGGGAAGACUUUCCGCAAGAGUUAUAACCUUACUUGCCAUAAAAGGGUACACAUGAGAUAUAAACCAUGUUAAUGUUUUGGAUGAAGGGAACAGAACCUUAGCCACAGCAGUCGUCUUCAGAUUUACACCAAGGAGAACUUGUAUAACUGCAUGGAAUGUGGAAAGAGCUUCAAAAUGUAGAAAGAUCUGAUAAAUUGCUCUAAACCAGGGGUAUCAAACACAUCCUUAGGAGCAGGUGGCUUUGGGCCCGAAUUUGGGGGAGGGGGAAUCUAAGUGGGUGAAAUUCAAAAAUGUUUACUACCUGUUCAGAAAAAAAAAAUAUACCAACUUUAUCAUUUUCCAUUUGUUAUUUCUAAUUUCUAUAUGUAGCAUAUAUCAUGUUCAAUUUUAAUAUAACAAGCAUUUUACUUAAUUGGUUAUCCACACUAUAUAUCAUAAGCAGUAUCAACAUAUUUCAUUUUCUUCUAAUAUCUCUUUUUUACCUUCCGCUUUAUCUAACUUUUCUCUUAACUCAUCUCUUGCUCUAUUUAGUGUUCUAUUUUUCUUCAGUUUUCUGUUUGUCCUUCUAUCUUCUACUCUUAAAUUCCCUUCCCCCCCUUUCUUUUUCCUUUUGUAUGUAUUAUAUCUUUUCUUCUGAAUUUCCCAUAACAUUCUUCCACAACUAUAUUUUGAGUAGCCCACACUUGGAUUCCUCUUUUUUGCUCCACACUAUUUCUCUCUUUGUUUUUAGGUUGUUAUCUUUUUUUGGAUAGCAUUUUCCUUUUUUUCUCCCUGCUCUUUUUGUGUCUCUAUAAGUCUCAUUAAGAUUGUCCAGUUGGUUAUUGUUUUCAGGUUCCCACCCCCCAAUGUUAGU